Molecule: messenger RNA, 609 nt
Organism: Vicia faba (fava bean)
Lineage: Eukaryota; Viridiplantae; Streptophyta; Magnoliopsida; Fabales; Fabaceae
Source: the annotation of a GenBank genome assembly
AUGACUGAUCAAGAGCAACCAAAAAAGAUUGAAACUGCAUCAAGUUCUAAUCCUUUAUCAGUGCCACCGCCCAAGGAACAUGUGCCUGAGGACAAAUCUGUAAUUCCACAACCUGAUCAUCUAGAUCAUAACCCUCCUCCUCCUCCUCCUCUGGUUGUUGAUGAUUCCAAAGCUCUUGUUGUAGCUAAGACAGAGACUGAUGAAGCUGCUGAAGAGAAACCACAAGAGGGCUCUAUCAACCGAGAUGCGGUGCUUGAAAGAGUUGCAACAGAAAAGAGGCUGUCACUAGUCAAAGCAUGGGAAGAAAGUGAAAAGUCUAAGGCAGAGAACAAGGCACAGAGAAAACUUUCAACCAUUACAGCAUGGGAGAACAGUAAGAAAGCUGCAACAGAAGCUGAAUUGAGAAAACUUGAGGAACAACUAGAGAGGAAAAAGGGAGAAUAUGCAGAGAAAAUGAUGAACAAAAUAGCAUUACUUCACAAGAAAGCUGAAGAGAAGAGGGCAGUAAUUGAGGCCAAGAAAGGGGAAGAGUUACUCAAAGCAGAGGAGGUGGCUGCAAAAUACAGGGCAACUGGAACGGCUCCAAAGAAACUAUUUGGUUUAUUCUAA